Molecule: messenger RNA, 5791 nt
Organism: Sarcophilus harrisii (Tasmanian devil)
Lineage: Eukaryota; Metazoa; Chordata; Mammalia; Dasyuromorphia; Dasyuridae
Gene: ROBO3
Product: roundabout guidance receptor 3
Exons: 27
Coding region: 1349-5515 (1388 amino acids)
Molecular function (GO): protein binding
Source: RefSeq, a predicted model, not a curated record
AAUAGGCAUGUUUAUGAGAUUUCUUCACUGGAGUAUGACCUCAAUAGUACAUGAACAGAUUUGUAUGUACUCUGCAUCAAUCCCAAUUCUUCUCUUGCAAUUGAUCUUCACAAGUGUUUGGGAAUGCCUUUGAUGGAAAGAAACUUAUCUGAAAUUUGUAGUCAUAGUGAUUGAGAAGUUAAGAGACUUACCUAUGGCCACAGGGCAAAUAUAUGUCAGAGGCAAGACCUGAUCCCAAGUCUUCCUGGCUCCAAUACCAAGCUGCAAGGCCCCGAUACUUAAAAUGCCUCUGCAAUUGGGUAUUUUAAAACAUUAAUGCUUUUUAAAAGAUACAAAGAGAUUUCCUCUGUUCUCUGAUUGUGGUUCAUUUCCCUUUGGCCCAUUUCCUUUCUCUUUAAAGGUAUAAAAGCAAUUUAAUGAGAUAUCUAAGAAUGGAUUGAUGCACAAAAUAUGCAAAUGAUCUUCAUUUUACUGCCUCCUCUUUUCAUUUUCACUCCUGGACUGAGCUCAUCUAUCUGAACUCCAGAGCAGUCAAGAACCCUUAGUGGCCAGCUGUGCCUCUCUUUUCUUAGUUACAACAAACACCAUUUGACCAAGAGAUAGCUUCUGAUAGAGUGGGGAUAGCAUGGCAAGAGGGAGGGCACGGAUAUAGAACACUCACUUCCAUUCUCCAAAACAAGAUCAAGCCUUUGGUUGUAGGUAUAUGAAAAGUGAAUCCUUCCCUGUGAAUCUGAGGAAGGCACUCUUUUGGCUCUUCACCCCAGUUUUCCACAGGGAGAGGUACAAAAGAUUGGGAAAGAGGAGAUUAAUGUACUAGUUCACAGAUCAGGAAAAUGAGCAGACGUCCUAAAAUGAGAAGUAGGGUUCCAGGAAGCCAGAGUGAGAUCCCAUAUCUAUAGCCUGACCUUUGGAGAGGUAGAGGAAUCGGGGUAAAGGUGGGAAUUUGUUCUCUCUGCAUUGGGAUUUGAAGGGAAGAGGUUCUCCAGUGACGGGUUGGGGUUCAAACCUGGGCCUAAACUAAAGCAGCCCUCUCCCAACUAGAAAGGCAGUUGUAUGAAGGGGAGGGGUAAAGGGCGGCGGGAGGCGGAUUAAUCCCUUAAUUACGCGGUGGUCGGCCCUGGCACCUGCUUUCAGCCCGCCCAGUCCCCAGGGGACUUGCCUGAACUGGGGAGGAGGAGUGGGGAGGGGGAAGGAGGAGGGAACCGGACUGAGAGGACGCGCGGGAAAGAAAGCAAUACAGUGGUUGUGGCAACUCACAGAGGCUGUGGAGGGGCGCACAACUCUCGAAUCAAGGGGCUCGGACCAGGGGGCUGGGACCCGAGCCCCCAAUCUUGUCCCAGUCCCCGCCAUGCUACGUUACCUGCUAAAGACGCUACUGCAGAUGAACCUGUUCGCGGAUUCCCUGGCUGGGGAUAUCUCCAACUCAAGCGAUCUGCUCUUCGGUUUCAACUCCUCUCUGGUCGCUCUCAACCACAGCCUCCUUCCCCCCGGGGAUCCCCUUUUCAACGGGUCGCGAGCCGGACCGGAGGACGCAGUGCCACGCAUAGUGGAACAGCCGCCAGAUUUGUUGGUCUCCCGGGGGGAGCCUGCCACGCUGCCGUGCCGCGCCGAGGGCAGACCCCGGCCGGACAUUGAAUGGUACAAGGACGGCGCCCGCGUGGCCACGGCCCGCGAGGAUCCGCGGGCUCACCGCCUGCUGUUACCCAGUGGUGCGCUCUUCUUCCCUCGAAUCGUGCACGGACGCCGAGCCCGUCCAGACGAGGGCGUCUACACUUGCGUGGCUCGCAACUACCUAGGGGUAGCGGCCAGUCGGAAUGCUUCACUGGAGGUGGCGGUCCUGAGAGAUGACUUCCGGCAGUCCCCAGUGGAUGUGGUGGUAGCUGUGGGGGAACCCGCAGUUCUGGAGUGUGUGCCUCCCAGGGGCCACCCAGAACCCUCAGUGUCCUGGAAGAAGGACAAUCUUCGCCUCAAGGAGCAGGAAGGACGAAUCACUAUUCGCGGUGGGAAACUGAUGAUGUCACACACACUCAAGAGUGAUGCUGGGAUGUACGUAUGUGUGGCCUCCAAUGUGGCAGGAGAACGUGACAGUGGGGCAGCUGAACUUGUGGUUUUUGAGCGCCCCUCCUUCCUACGCAGACCUGUGAACCAGGUAGUCCUGGCUGAUGCCCCUGCUGACUUCCCAUGUGAGGUGCAGGGGGAUCCUCCACCACAUCUGCGUUGGCGAAAGGAGGAGGGGGAGUUGCCCACUGGCAGGUAUGAGAUCAGAAGUGACUACAGUCUUCGGAUCGGGAGAGUGAGUGCAGAAGAUGAGGGAACUUAUACCUGUGUGGCUGAGAACAGUGUGGGCAGAGCUGAGGCUUCUGGAUCUCUCAGUGUCCAUGUCCCACCCCAGCUAGUGACACAGCCACAGGACCAGAUAGCAGCUCCAGGAGACACUGUGAUUUUCCAGUGUGAGACCAAAGGGAAUCCUCCACCAGCUAUCUUCUGGCAAAAGGAAGGUAGUCAGAUUCUGCUCUUCCCUAGUCAACCCUCCCAGUCCACAGGGCGUUUCACUGUUUCCCCAAGUGGCCAACUCAACAUCACCGAAGUGCAAAGUGGGGAUGCUGGUUACUACGUGUGCCAGGCAGUUAGUGUUGCUGGUAGCAUUCUGGCCAGGGCAUCUUUGGAGGUUAAGGAUGUUUCCCUCGAUGACUUUCCUCCCAUAAUUCUUCAUGGACCAUUGAAUCAGACUCUGGCAUCUGGAUCCUCUGUGUGGUUGCCAUGCAAAGUGACUGGAAACCCCCAACCCAAUAUCCAGUGGUUGAAGGAUGGGCAGAAGAUAGACAGUGGAGACCUGAGACUUACUCUAUUGGCUAAUGGCACCUUGCAUAUCACCAACUUGCAGGAGGGUGAUUUGGGGCUCUACAGCUGUGUGGCCAAGAGUUCCAAAGGGCAGGCCAUAUGGAAUGGCUGGCUAAGGGUCCAAGAUGAUGUAGAACCCCCUACUGAGUCCAGUGGUCCCCCUGGGUCUCCCUCUCAACCAGCCAUUAUUGAAGUCACCAAGAACAGCAUUACUCUAACCUGGAAGCCCAGUCCACAGGCUGGGGGAUCACCAGUUACUUCUUAUGUGAUAGAAGCCUUCAGCCAGGCAUCUGGUAACACUUGGAGGACAGUAGCAGAUGGUAUACAACUAGAGACGCAUACCAUCACUGGUUUGCAGCCCAACACCAUCUACCUAUUCCUAGUUCGAGCAGCAGGGGCUUGGGGUCUUAGUGAACCCAGUCCUGUCUCCAAGCCUGUUCAGACCCAGGCAGACAGUGGCCCCUCCAGGCCAAUUGAGGAUCCAUGGCAAGGGCAGCGAGAUCUGGCUGAUGUGGUUGUUCAACUGCAGGAGCCCCUAUUCCUGAGUCCCACAUCUUUGCAGGUGUCCUGGACUGUGGAUGGCCAUUCUCAGUUGGUGUGGGGCUUCCGGGUGUUGUGGAGGGCAGUAGGCUCAAGUGGCUGGACAGUUCUGGACAUAGGAUCCUCAGGCCAGCGAAGUGCUGUGCUGAGAGAGCUACCAGCAGGUGCACAGAUCCAAAUCAAGGUGCAGCCCUACAGCAGGGAGGGACCAGGGCCUGAGAGCACUGUUCUAACCAGGACCACCCCUGAGGAGGCCCCUAGUGGGCCCCCCCAGGCAGUGACAGUGACCCUGGGGGGUGAUGGCAACAGCAGCAUCACUGUUUCCUGGGAGCCUCCCAUAGCCACUCAGCAAAAUGGAAUCAUUCAACACUACCAGAUUUGGUGCCUGGGGAAUGAGAGCCGCUUCCACCUGAACCAAUCUGCCGCAGGCUGGGCACGGUCCGCAGUGCUUCGGGGACUUCUCCCAGGUCUCCUUUACCGAACCCAAGUGGCUGCGGCCACCAGCGCUGGCGUGGGCAUAGCCAGCCCCCCGGUACUGUUCCAUCUGCCACUCCCGAGGGAACCAGAGCCUGGGCCCGGCCCGGAGGUGGGUCCCGGGCUUGCCGAGCGCCUGGCAAAAGUGCUGCGGGAGCCAGCCUUCAUCGCUGGCGGCGGAGCCGCCUGUGGAGCGCUUCUCCUGGGACUCAGCGCCGCCCUGUAUCGGCGCCGGAGGCAGCGCAAGGAGCUCAGCCAUUACAAUGCCUCCUUUGCCUACACGCCAGCAGUCUCCUUCCCCCACAAUGAGGGCCUCUCCCGAGCCAGCUCCAGGCCUCCCAUGGGCCAUAGCCCAGCCCCAUACCCUUGGCUAGCAGACUCCUGGCCUCAUCCACCACGAAGUCCUACAGCUCAGGAGCCCAGGGGAAGCUGUUGCCCUAGCAAUCCUGACUCAGAUGACAGAUACUACAAUGAGGCAGGGAUCUCUCUAUACCUGGCUCAGACAGCUCGGGGGGCCUCAGCCCCAGGGGAGGGACCCAUCUAUAGCACCAUUGACCCAGCUGGUGAGGAGCUUCAAACCUUUCAUGGGGGCUUCCCCUCUCAAUCCCCUGAGGAACCUGGGGCCUGGACCACCCAAUAUGCUCCACCAGAAUGGAGCCAGGAUGAUAGUGGCCCCAGGGGGGGGAAAUUAAAGAUCCUGGGAAAGCCUGUACAGACCCCCUCUCUGAGCUGGCCUGAACCACUGCCUCCACCACCCCCUUCCUGUGAGUUAAACUGCAUGGAGGGAGCUGAGGAAGAGCUAGAGGACAGUUCAGAACCUGAUGAGUGGUGCCCACCAUUGCCUGAAAGAAGCCUCCUAGAAGAGUCCAACCCAGCUGAAGGCUGCAGGGCUUCCCCCUCCCAUGGAAACAUUCCCUCUCCCACUCCUUCUUAUGGAGAUCAAUCUACAGCAACUCUUACCCCCUCACCCCCUGAGCCACCACAGCCUUCUGCUGAAACUGUCUGUAUCCACCAUACACCCAGGAGGGUGCCUGCUGGAGCAAGUCCUCCUCUCAGCUUAUCCCACUCCAGUUUGAGUGGCCUUGAAGGUGGUCCUGCAAGCCUGAGUGCCAGCCCAAUGCCCCCCGGACACCUCAGCUUGAGCCCUGUCCCUUGUACUACCAGCACCCCAGUUAGAGCCAGACUGACACCUAGAGAAAUGACUUCCUCAUCCCCAGGAUCCCGUGCACGAAUCCGGAAAAAAUCUAAAGCUGUUCCUUAUAGAAAGGACCGGAGUCCGGGAGAUUUGCCCCCACCACCCCUCCCUCCACCGGAAGAGGAGGCUGGCUGGGCUGUAGGGCUUCGAGGAAUAGGAAAUAUCUCCUCUCUGGAACGAGAGAGGAGAGGGGAGAAAAGAAUGAUUCGAGCUAUACCCCCAGGGACUCAUCAUCCCCCUGAUGAGGAAACCUGGCUCCCAUAUAGCAGACCCAGCUUUUUGCCCCGGGGCCAGGGGGCUAGUGCCUGCUCCACUGCUGGCAGCAACUCCUCCAGAGGCUCCAGCAGUUCCCGGGGCUCCAGAGGCCCUGGUCGGAACCGUCGUCCAGGGGGGGAACAUCGGGAAAUGAAGGUGGGGGCAGAAAGAGGAGGAAAAGGCACAGGGGAGGUAAAUACCAAGAGGUGAUAGAGGUGAUGGAGAACAAACAGCAAGUUAGGAAGGAGGAUAGGGAAGAAAGUAAAUAAUAAAAUGUGACAAAGAAUCGUUUUGAGGAAGAAGAAAUGAGCUGUCAAAGGGUCUAUAGCCUUAGAGAGUUUUUUGGUCAUCAUUCAACGUACUCCUCCUCUCCACAGUGUACACACACACACAGACCCACACACUCCUCAGAGUUAUGGGUUUGUCCAUAACUGUAAAUGCCCAAUUCCCCAUUUCUUCCUGGCACUCUAAUAAUUUGAGUAAAAG